Molecule: messenger RNA, 462 nt
Organism: Heterotrigona itama
Lineage: Eukaryota; Metazoa; Arthropoda; Insecta; Hymenoptera; Apidae
Source: the annotation of a GenBank genome assembly
AUGGCGAGCGAGGCGCGAAACGAUGGCCAGGCGGUUAUGCUGCGCUACCCUUCACCGGAGGUUUUUACUUACCCGUACUGCUACGCGGGCAAUUCGACUGCCCAGAUGAAGGGCAGCGGGGUGUAUAAACUGCAUGGCAGCUUAGCGAAGCACCUGAAACACCAUCACCCUUCAUCGUCGCAAAAAUGGGUCUGCUCGGAGUGCAGCUUUACAGACUCCGGCGCCUGCCCGUAUAAGGCAGUCAAGCUGCACUUCGAGAAGAUCCACGCAUCCGGGCAGUCGACCCUCCGGUUGCAGAGGCGAUGCGGGCGAUUCGAGGGCGACGACGCGGACCUCGACAGCGACGACUGCGGGGAUGAGGAUUUCCCCGACUGCCGGGAAGCGACUCCCGGUGAAAACUUCGACGGCGGCCACAGCGGCGAGCAACUUAAGGAUGACGACGCGGGCGUUUGCAGCGCGUAG